AUGGUUUUCAUCACCCCCGGAAUUGACUUUCUUGGCCGUGGAGCGAUAUUUCUUAGCAUCCCAACAGCUAUCGUCGUUGGUCUGAACAAAUAUGUCGGUCUCGACCUCCCCCUUUGGAUCCUGAUAACAGGGACAUUACUCUGCUUUCCAGCUCGCGCCACCAUCCGUAUUGUGGCGAACCAGAUAUUCAAGCGCCGUGAAGCGGCCAGGCUGGGAGUUCGUAUCGUACCCGUCGCGCAAGGCAAAUGGAUCGGAAAUUUUGACGUUCUGAGGACGAUGAAUGAGAAGUUUGAAUUCGGGUAUCCGGGUGAUGGAUUGGACGAACUUAUCGAACAAAAAGGGCUCCUUGUCAAUUUGCGCGUUCUCUGGUCUGAUAUGAUACUCACCACUUCCCCGGAGCACAUCAAGACUGUCCUGGCGACGGACUUUCACAAUUACGUGAAGGGUGAACGCUUCCACUAUAACAUGGGUGCCGUCCUCGGCACAGGGGUCUUUAAUUCAGACGGCGAAAUGUGGAAAUUCCACCGCGCCAUGACCCGCCCCGUCUUCACCCGCGACAAGAUCAGCCACUUUGACCUCUUUGACAAGCACGUUGAACAAGCCGUAUUCAAGAUAAAACAACGUUUCCAUGAAGGCUACGCCGUUGAUUUUCAAGAUUUAAUGUCCCGGUUCACCCUCGACUCCGCCACCGAGUUUUUGUUUGGGAACUGUCCAGUACUUAGCGACGCAGCUGACGCGUUUGCGUCGGCCUUUCUAGCUGCUCAGGUGGUCAUUUCUACCCGGGAGCGUCUUGGCUGGAUCUGGCCCCUCUUCGAGAUCUGGCAAGAUAAAUCCAAGGCGCCGAUGAAGAUUAAACGGCGGAAUACUCUCGCUUCAGGGGAUGUGAAACUGGAGGACGAGAAGGGGGAGACACUGCUCGAUCAUUUGGUUAGCUUGACGUCUGAUCCCGUGGUAUUGAAGGAUGAGACAUUAAACAUCAUGAUUGCAGGCAGAGAUACAACGGCAGCCACCCUCACUUUCAUCAUCUACUGCCUAUCGGAACACCCUACAGUCCUGGCACGGUUGCGCUCGGAGAUCCUGGCAAAAGUCGGAGCGUCUCGUCGGCCCGAUUAUGAUGAUAUUAGGGAGAUGAAGUACCUCCGUGCCGUUAUCAAUGAAACUCUGCGGCUCUUCCCUAUCGUACCAUUCAAUGUCAGAGAAAGCAUCGACGCCACUACCUGGCCAUCAACCGACCCCAACGAGAAACCUUUCUAUAUUCCUGCUGGUACCAAGAUUCUGUAUUCCGUGUUCAUGAUGCAUCGACGCCAAGAUCUUUGGGGGCCAGACGCUGAACAAUUCGAUCCGGAUCGAUUCCUCGAUGCCCGAGUCAAUAAAUACCUCAUCAAGAACUCAUUCAUCUUCCUCCCUUUCAACGCCGGGCCGCGCAUCUGUUUAGGUCAACAGUUCGCGUACAACGAAAUGUCAUUUAUGCUCAUUCGGCUCCUCCAAUCCUUCCAAUCCAUUUCUCUCGACUUAGCUUCUGCUCCGCAGGACUCUCUCCCACCUAAGACCUGGAUCAAUUCGAAAGGGCGCAAAGCGACCGAGAAGGUAUUUCCGAAGAUGCAUUUGACUAUGUAUGCCAAUGGCGGGUUGUGGGUCAAGAUGCAAGAAGCUACUGGUGAACAAUAAUGCUAGAUCUCGUGCCGUCUCUAUAUGGACGCAAGGAGUGGAUCUGGCAUUUGAUGGGUAAUGUACAGAUGUAUACUUUAUUUCGAGGGAUGGAAACACAAGCAAUUAGUCAGGUCCAACGUAGGGUACAACGACGACGCAUCGAGAGC
Laccaria bicolor S238N-H82 is the source of this 1817-nucleotide messenger RNA. RefSeq names its product CYP63 cytochrome P450 monooxygenase-like protein. The coding region runs from base 1 to 1668 and encodes 555 amino acids. Lineage: Eukaryota; Fungi; Basidiomycota; Agaricomycetes; Agaricales; Hydnangiaceae. Gene Ontology annotation, molecular function: heme binding; iron ion binding; monooxygenase activity. The record is from RefSeq and is a predicted model, not a curated record. The transcript is spliced from 16 exons.